Messenger RNA from Coregonus clupeaformis (lake whitefish), 3187 nucleotides. RefSeq names its product probable G-protein coupled receptor 146. The record is from RefSeq and is a predicted model, not a curated record. Gene Ontology annotation, biological process: G protein-coupled receptor signaling pathway. The transcript is spliced from 2 exons. Lineage: Eukaryota; Metazoa; Chordata; Actinopteri; Salmoniformes; Salmonidae. Gene Ontology annotation, cellular component: membrane. Bases 305 to 1312 code for a protein of 335 amino acids. Gene Ontology annotation, molecular function: G protein-coupled receptor activity.
AAGUUGUCAACGUCCUCCCCUUUCGAGAACAAGCUUCGUCAGACUACAAACGGUAUUGCUAAAUGCAGCAGUAGCCUAAGUAACUACGCAAAAAGUAAUAGAUCUAACUAUACCGUUUUUGUACAAAAAAAUUCGAAUAGAAAAGGAUACGAUGUUUGUUGCAAGUCAACACCAAAUGUAACUACAGAGAAAUGUCAGUGGAAGUACAGCAAAACCCGAUGCCUCCGUAGACUUGUCGCCGUGCCAAAUCUUUACUUUUCUGCCAAGUCAGUGCACCAGUGCAGCCCUCCCUCAGAGCCCAGCUAUGUGGAGCUGUAUGGCUUACAAUGAGACGGACUCCAGCUCCGAACACCGGCUCUGCCAGGACUUAGGCCUCAUCCUUUCCGUCUUCUCCUUGUUCUACCUCAUGGUGUGCUUCCCCAUAGGGCUCUGCUACAACGCCCUGCUGGUGGUGGUCAACCUCGCCAACAAGGUGUCCAUGACCAUGCCAGACGUCUACUUCGUCAACAUGGCCAUCGCUGGCCUGGUCCUCAACCUGGUGGCCCCUGUGGAGCUUCUGGGCCCCAGCUUCACCCGCUGGCCCAUGUGGGAGUACAACAACGAGGUCUACAUCACCCUGCUCAUCCUCUUCAACAUCUCCUCCUUGGUCAUCAUGUACUCCACCACGCUGCUCAGCCUGGACUACUACAUCGAGCGAGCGCUGCCGCGCACCUACAUGUCCAGCGUGUACAACACCAAGCACGUGUGCGGCUUCAUCUGGGGCGGCGCCGUACUCACCAGCUUCUCCUCGCUGCUCUUCUACGUGUGCAACCACGUCUCCACCAAGAUCAUCGAGUGCUCCAAGAUGCAGAACAAGGAGGCUGCGGACGCCAUCAUGAUGUUCAUUGGCUACGUGGUUCCGGCCGUGGCCGUGCUGUAUGCUUUUGUGCUCAUCCUGCGCAUUAGGAAGGAGUCCACCCCGCUGGACCAGGACUCAUCCCGCCUGGACCCUUCUAUCCACAGGCUGCUGCUGGCCUCAGUCUGCAUGCAGUUUGUUCUAUGGACCCCGUACUACAUGACUCUAUUGGUACACACUAUAGCUGGGGCGCCGGGGAGCUACGGCAACAACAACAAACAGCGCCUUACAAUUUAUUUCUUCCUGAGGUGUCUGUCAGAACUGCUGGCCUUCUCCAGUAGCUUCGCCAUGCCUCUCAUGUACAGGCAGAUGAACAAGAACUUCUCCCACAAGCUGCAGCGGCUGCUAAAGAGGCUACAUUGCAGGGACACAUCCUGCUCUCACGAACGCUCCACAGUGCAGCAGAUGGUGACGUGAGACAGGGCCUGGCCUUACUAACCCCCAUCCUCCUACCCAGCCUGCACUUAUUAUCACAGACCCCACAGAGACAGCAACACAUGGCCUUAGAAGUCAGCUACAGGUCUAUUGCUGCUACUCUGGCUGAGUCUUGACUUUAAAUGAAACUAAGGAAUCUUCAUUGACUUUACCGAACUUGACUUUAUUUGUCCAGUUCUGUAGCAAGAAGACAAACCAAGCAGAAACCACUAAGUGCAUUAGCAAGCUUGUCACUUGGACACUUGGUUGUUAGAGAAUUCUCCACACAGCUUCUAUUCAGGGUUCAGACAUGGCCGACUUACCUCUUGUGUCCUAGAAUGCUAUCACUUAACUGCCUGCACCCAACACCCAGUCAUUGUGUGGGGAACAGUUGCCUUGGCUCAGUUUAUGUGAUGUCUAAAAGCUGCUUAGAGGCACAGAAGUGACCUGCACAGCUACUUUGCUAUCUUGCUUCCCACUAAAGAGGAAGACUGUUUAUAUAUGAAAUGUGUCCUAUUUAUAAUUCAGCUAAAUAAUGAACACGUCAAUCACAUUUCACUCUUGUCAUGUUAUGAUGAUGUCCGUUAUUGCAUGUGAUUAUGUGAUGCUAUGAAGUGUUGAAGUCUUUGUUGCUAAAAUGAAAAGGUCAGUUUAGUCAUCUCCACUUUGAAAGAGACAAUAUAAUGAUAAGCUAUAGCCCGUUGUUUAAACGUGUUGCUACUUGCUACUGCUGGUGUAUCCAGGCCACCUCAUGAUAAGUAUUGACUUAAUUACAAGAUCAGCAAAACCAUUUGAGUUUCAUGCUGAGGAAUCCUAAAAAUGAGUCCACACCCUGUUAAUCAUUAGUUAAGCUCUGGUCAAAGUCCUAAUUUAUUACAGUUGAAAUGCUCUUUUUGAGCAGUAGAGCAACAGAGGGACAGACAUGUCACAUGUUCUGCCCUGCUACUUUCAGAAACAAACAAAUGACUUAUGUCUAGACUUAUAUUGGCAAAUUUGAAUUCCUAGGGUUGUUGGAUGAUGGUAGAGUUCACUGAAAAUGUCACAAAAUGAAAAGGACUGAGGCAGAUUCUGGCUCUUGCAUGGUAAACUUAGUUAUAAGCAAUGUUAUGCUACCUUUAGAUAUGACCAACAACACCAGGAAAUAAAGAACUGUUAGGAAUAGGAACUGAAAUAGGGAACAGUAAAUUCUCACAAUUAAAGAUUCUGGCCGAGAUCUUAAGCACUUACAAAUUUGUAACAUAUUGUACAAAUUGGAAUUCAUAACAUAUCAUACGAAUUGCAAAAAUAUAGAAAAAACUAUUCUCGGGGAGGAUUCCUAACAUAUCAUAUGGAAUGGAUGACAUAGUACACCAUUUUCGGGGACCUGUUUUGGCUUGUGAGCACUACUUUCAAAAUUACUGGCUGAAAUUAUACGAAACCUUUGGAGCAUCACUUUAAUGUGAUUCUUAGUUUUAGCAAGACAGAUUCCAUUGCCCUUUACCUCCCCUUUAUGUUGAGCCAUUAUAACCCACCAUAAUUAGUAUAUAUUUUUAAAGAACCAGUACUGUAUGUUAGAGUAUGCUAUUCUUUUAAAUCUACCUAUAUAAGCAGAGAUACAAAUGUAUUUUAUUUCAUGAGGUUUAGCUACACAGGUCAAGAUGAAUCCAGUUUCAGAUGUGAUGCUUUUGUGACUGUGUAUAUACCAGUAUAUAUGUAUAAUAUGAAAUAUCUGUAUAUAUUGUAUGUUAGAGUUUUACUGGAAAAACACCAUGUCCUCUCACAAAUACAGUAUUAUUUUCUCAAAUAUAUAUUUAGAUACUCUAGCUUCAGUAAUCUUCUCUGUUGUGUGUUGAGUCAAGGACUGAUUAAACAAUAAACUAACAUGGGAAUUAAACACAA